This is a messenger RNA of Salvia splendens (bonfire salvia), 1257 nucleotides long. RefSeq lists its product as uncharacterized. The coding region runs from base 1 to 1257 and encodes 418 amino acids. The transcript has a single exon. The record is from RefSeq and is a predicted model, not a curated record. Lineage: Eukaryota; Viridiplantae; Streptophyta; Magnoliopsida; Lamiales; Lamiaceae.
AUGUUAAUUACCGGUAAUGUUCCUGCCUCUAUUCAGCAAGUCAUCUCUCAGUUGAACUCCCAUUUCUCUUUAAAAGAUCUUGGGGAGGUGAGCUUAUUCUUGGGAGUUGAAGUUGUUAAAACUACUGAUAAUGGCCUUCGUCUAUCUCAGUCCAACUACAUCAAAGAUCUUUUAAAGAGAGCUAGCAUAACAGAAGCUAAAGGGUGUCCAACUCCCAUGGUUACCAACUGUGAGUUGAGCAAGUAUACUAGUGAUCCCAUUUCUGAUCCAAAGCUUUAUAGAAGUGUAGUUGGAGCACUACAAUAUACAACAAUCACUCGGCCAGAUAUUAAUUUUGCUGUUAACAAAGUCAUUCAGUAUAUGGAGAGUCCAUUAGAUACACAUUGGAGAGCUGUGAAGAGAAUCUUGAGAUAUCUAUCUGGAACUCUUGAUUAUGAGAUUCAACUUCACAUAUCAAAUGGAGACAUUUCAGCCUUCUCUGACUCAGACUGGGCAGCUGAUGUUGAUGACAGGAGAUCAACAACUGGAGUGCAUGCUUAUCAUGGAAGGAACUUGAUAUCUUGGUGCGUAAAGAAACAAACGGUUGUGGAAAGAUCCAGCACUGAAGCUGAGUAUAGAAGUUUGGCUCAAGCUGCAUCAGAAGUAGCAUGGUUGACUUCAUUGCUCAAUGAAUUGAGGAUCAAGAAAAGAGAUGCUCCAGUAAUAUGGGUAGAUAACUUGAGUGCCAUUGCUUUGGCAUCAAACCCGGUGCUCCAUGCAAGAACCAAGCAUAUAGAGUUGGAUAUGCACUUUGUCCGAGACAAGGUGCUGAACAAUGAACUGGAGUUGAGGCAUGUACCCACUAAAGAUCAAAUAGCCGAUAUCUUCACUAAGCCACUGAGUCAUCAAUCCUUUGUGAAGCUGAGGGAACGUUUGGGACUCGUUUCUCUAGCCUCCCUCGGAUUGAGGGGGCGUGUUAGAAGUGGCUGCAGAAAUGAUCAAGUUAAGAUUAGCUUGAUCAACCAAGCCGAUGACUUGAUCAAGUCAUGGGUGAUCAAGCGCGAUGACUUGAUCAAGUCAUGGGUGAUCAAGCGCGAUGACUUGAUCAAGCCGGUAAUCAAGCGCGAUGACUUGAUCAAGCGUGUUGAAGGAGAUGUCUUGAUCAACCAAGUCUUGUUGUUUGAAAAAAGUGGAGAUGUUCAUACACGAGGAAAAGCAAGCGAAAACUCCCAACAAGAUAUCUCACACGAGCCAACACCUCACGAGCUCAGCUCGUGA